Molecule: messenger RNA, 2130 nt
Organism: Toxorhynchites rutilus septentrionalis
Lineage: Eukaryota; Metazoa; Arthropoda; Insecta; Diptera; Culicidae
Exons: 4
Coding region: 1-2130 (709 amino acids)
Biological process (GO): DNA integration
Molecular function (GO): nucleic acid binding
Source: RefSeq, a predicted model, not a curated record
AUGAAGGAGGCGGUACAAAUUGCGCAACAAGUGAAGGAAAUCCACUCAAAAGCUGGCUUCCAUAUCCGUAACUGGCUCUCGAACUCCAGCGACCUUCUAACACGGGUCGGGGAAAGGAACGUGGAAACGUCGAAGUACUUCGCAGCGACCAAGUCAACUACUAGGUUGUUUCGCGAAGAAAUGUUACCGCUGAUCCAGGGUAAUUACAUUCCAACCAAGAGACAGACCCUUCGGAUCGUGAUGAGCAUAUUUGAUCUCUUAGGAUUGGUAGCUGUUUUUGUGGUCCACGGAAAAAUGCUCACUCAGAACAUCUGGCGUUCGAAAAUCGGAUGGGACGAGCGUAUACCCGAUGAGCUAGUAGAUGAGUGGCGAUGGAUCCCUUCUCGUUGGAACGUAGCGGACGAAGUAACGAAAAGGGGCAAGGGACCUUCUAUCAACAACAGUAGUCGCUGGUUCCAAGCACCAGCUUUUCUCUAUCAGCAUCCUGAUCUAUGGCCUCAUCAAGAUCUACGUGUUACAGAGACACCAGAAGAGCUUCGUCCCAUCCACAUUCACCAUCAAAUUGCAAUAGUUGAGCAGCUGAUCGUGUUCGGAAGGUUCUCAAAAUGGGAACGCUUGGUGCGAGCUGUAGCGUAUGUUCUCAGAUAUCUUUGGAAGCUGCGCCGCAGAGUCAAAAAGCAAACUGCAGGAACGACGAAUUGGUUGAAUCAGGACGAGUUACGAAAGGCAGAGUCAGAGAUUUUUAAGCAAAUCCAGCAAGAGACUUACGGAGAUGAAAUCAUCACACUAAUUAGAAAUAAAAAGCUACCGAUGGAACAGCAACUAGGUUUGGAGAAAACGAGCAAGCUUCGCAAGUUAUCACCUUUCCUGGAUAAGCACAGUGUCAUUCGUAUGGACAGUAGAGCUUCGAUUUCCGAGUACUUGUCAACAGACUUCAAGUUUCCUGUAAUCCUUCCGAAAGGCCACUAUGGAACUCAGUUGCUGAUAAAUUGGUACCAUCGUCAACUCAAACAUCGGAACGCAGAGACAGCAGUGAACGAGAUGCGUCAGAGAUUCCACGUAUCAGAAAUGAGAGCGGCGUUUCGACAGGUCAGAAAACUUUGCCAAUGGUGUAAGAUCUACAAAGCGGUCCCUGCAGUACCUAGGAUGGCUCCCUUGCCUCCAGAGAGGACCACAUCCUACAUUCGUCCAUUUUCUUUCGUUGGCGUGGACUACUUUGGACCAAUGUUAAUCAGACAAGGACGCAGUGAUGUGAAGCGGUGGGUGGCGAUAUUUCCUUGCCUCACUAUACGUGCUGUGCAUUUAGAGGUGUCGCACAGCUUGUCCACGGAGUCCUUUAAACUGGCAAUUCGGAGAUUCAUCGACAGGAGGGGGGCUCCUGCCGAAAUAUUUAGCGAUCAGGGAACCAACUUUGUUGGUGCAAACAACGAGUUGAAGAAAGAGUUGCAGCAAAUGUACACAAGUCUGGCUUCAACGUUCACCAAUACAGCAACGCAGUGGCGUUCCAACCCUCCGCUUUCACCGCAUAUGGGGGGGUGUUGGGAACGCCUGGUCCGGUCAAUCAAGAGUGCUUUGGCUUCGUUGUCUACAAUUCAAUCAGAGGCGCACGAAGCACUGACACUGAACUGCUUCUUGAUGCUGAGUACGAGUGGAGUAAAUCAACCAACGAGGCACUUCAUCGACGACGAGAAGUUGGGAGCAUACUCAACCUGGAACACGUGCCAACAACUUUUAGACCAGUUCUGGAGUCGUUGGGUGAAGGAGUACCUCCCAACAAUUACCAAGCGGACGAAGUGGUUCAACGACUGCCGACCAAUUCAGGUGGGGGAUCUCGUAGUCCUAGUUGAAGAACAUCUGCGUAACGGGUGGCUGCGAGGACGUGUACUACGAGUAUUCCCAGGUCGAGAUGGUCGAGUACGCAGUGCGGUAGUGAAGACAACUUCGGGAGUCAUGCAUCGCCCAGUGGUCAAAAUAGCAGUUCUGGAAUUAGCAGGUACAACUGGAGUGAACUCGCAGCAAUACGGGUCGGGGGAUGUUUCGAACAGCACCGAGCACAAGUUACCAGUGGGUUAUCCAGCGUUACUGGAACCCGUGACUGAAGAUAUUGCAGACGAAAAAACAAUAGAUUGA